UGCAGCAGCAUCAGCACCAGAGCAGCCGAGAGCAGCCGCUGCGUCCUCCCCGCCGAGCAUCUCCCGCUGCCCCCGCCGCCCGGUGCUGUGGUCUGCCCCCUCCCCCCCUGCGGCUCCGCGGUCCCCGGACUCCCGUGUAUCCCGCACCGUCCCCGGCAUCACCCCCCCCCCCCCCCGGACUCUGCAGCAGAGGGGGGAGCAGCCUGACAGGAGAGGACUCGUCACAUCUCAUCCCCGCAGGAAGGAAGAAGCAUGAAGGACCGGACCCAGGAGCUGAGGAGUGCUAAAGAUAGCGAUGACGAUGAGGAGAUCGUACACGUGGACCGGGACCACUUUAUGGACGAAUUCUUCGAGCAGGUGGAGGAGAUCCGGGGAUGCAUCGAGAAGCUCUCAGAGGAUGUGGAACAAGUGAAGAAACAGCAUAGCGCCAUUUUGGCAGCACCCAACCCUGAUGAGAAAACCAAGCAAGAGCUGGAGGAUCUCACGGCCGACAUCAAGAAAACGGCCAACAAAGUGCGCUCCAAGUUGAAAGCCAUCGAGCAGAGCAUCGAACAGGAAGAGGGAAUGAACCGCUCCUCAGCCGACCUGCGCAUCCGGAAAACACAGCAUUCUACUCUGUCCCGUAAAUUUGUGGAAGUGAUGACAGAAUACAACGCAACGCAAUCUAAAUACAGAGACCGCUGCAAGGACCGUAUCCAGCGACAGCUGGAGAUCACUGGAAGAACCACAACCAACGAGGAGCUGGAAGACAUGCUGGAGAGCGGGAAGCUGGCCAUAUUCACAGAUGAUAUCAAGAUGGACUCUCAGAUGACCAAACAAGCCCUGAACGAGAUCGAAACACGACACAAUGAGAUCAUCAAGUUGGAGACCAGCAUCCGGGAGCUGCAUGACAUGUUUGUAGACAUGGCUAUGCUGGUGGAGAGCCAGGGGGAGAUGAUAGAUCGCAUUGAGUAUAAUGUGGAGCACUCUGUGGACUAUGUGGAGCGAGCAGUGUCUGAUACCAAGAAAGCUGUGAAAUAUCAGAGCAAAGCACGGAGGAAGAAGAUUAUGAUCAUAAUCUGUUGUGUGGUGCUGGGUGUCGUUCUCGCCUCCUCUAUCGGGGGGACAUUGGGUUUCUGAAAUAAUAAACAAAUGCACAAAGCAGAGUAAAAAGGAAAGAUAAAGAAAAUAGUGAAUUACAAAAAGAAACAAACAAAAAAACAAAAAGAGAUACAAUAUUAACGUACACGAUAAGUAUUGGAAUUUACGCACAGAUCAGGAAGCUGUGAGUGCGGCCGACCCGUUUUCGCCUCUGUGGGUUUCACUCAGGAGUUAGGUUACCAUCAGCUAAUUCAGUCUUACGGGGGCGCGUAUUUCUGGAGUCACUCUACCCCUCAGCAGUGUUAACUGACGUCAACCUAAAGCCAAAUUAUAACCUGUCACCCACAGGAGUUGGGGGGCGAAAAAAAGGGCCAAAAAUUCCCGGAUUUCUUUUUCCUCCUCUGUGUCUGUUUCCCGUUUUUUGUUUUAUUUUAUUUUUUUGUCAUUUUUAUUCUUUGUUAUCCUGUCUGUCAAAAACAAACAAAAAAAACGUACUUGUAUUUGACGUUGCUGGACGUGUUGCAUGGGGACCCCUGAACGUGUGGAGAGUGGACAGAGGGGUCCGACCUGGCGCUUUGAAUUGUCCGUUUUCUCUUGACCGGUGGCUGAGUGUGUUUGUCUGUCUUUGUGUGUUAUGCUCAUAUCUCUUCUGUCUUAUCGAUCAAGUGGUGAUGUAUGAGUGGGGGGGGGCUAGGUGGCGGUGUCGAAGGGGGCAGGUGGGGCACGUGAGCUGUGAGUCGUGCUUCCAUCUUGGGAAGUCAGUGUCCUCUAGUUGAUGGUCGCUGACUGGGGAAAAGGCUGGAUACUACGUGAAUAGCAUCCUGAGGUGACACACCGCGUGGCUGAGCUCCGAAUAAACUAUGUUGUACUUGUGUAUUCUGCAGCCGUAGCAAUAGGCAGGGGAAGCAUCGCCGCAUCUUCUUUCCUAAUAAGACGAGGAGAUCUGCCUCUCGUCCUUCAUCUCAUCCUUCAUAACCAUCCUCGGUGCGGGAAAUCCUCCCAUUUACCUGCGCAGCUGCGAAUCAUCCCUAUCCCAGGGAUCUCCAUGUUGCGUCCGUCCCAGCAGCAGCCGCCAGCCAUGUAUAUUAGAAUGGCUUUGUCUGCUUCCUCUAUAUACUCGUAUAUAUAUAUAUCCCUUGCCCCCUAUAUAACAACCCCCAUUUUUAGGAUUUUCUAGUUUGCUCCUGUAUGAAUCAGUAUUCGGGCCAUCCUGUAUGGAUUCCCGGAAUAGUUUACAUACACCGCGAGGAGCUCGGGCAGCGUCUGAUACUACAAAGUCUGUCCCAACAAAUAGAUUGGCGGGCUAUGGCACUGCUCUACGGGCAAAGCUUUGAACCCCCCUUGAGAUAUGCAAGAAACAAUCGUCUUCGAUUUUCGUACAAUCCGAUCAUUCGUCGCUUUCCUAAUUCAUCCUAAUUAUUCUGGGGGAAAAAAAAACAGUUUGUUCCUGUUUUCACUGUGUUCAGCGAUAUCUCCAAUUUUUCCUUCCACUGACCCUCCACUAGUGUAUGUUACACCCCCUCCCCGGCCCUGUAAGCAGCAAAAAAAACAAAAAAUGAACAGGCAGCGCGAGUGCGUGUAAGAUACUCAUCCCGUCAUACAGCAAUAAAGUACUCUGACCUCACAGCUGUUCUGUCCGGGGCAUCAAAGAAAAAAGAGGAUUGUGGUGCGCCGGUCAGGGCUCGAGUGAUGUAAAUUUUUUAUUUAAUAAUUAAGAUUUUAUUUUUUUUUAAUGACCCGACGCUUGUUGUGCACACAAACAUAUAGUGUAGAUGUCCGUCACCUGUGUUGAGGUUAUAGCACAGAGACAUGUAGUGGGUGGGGGGGGGGGGGGCUACAAUGAGCAAGAUCUACUUUACGGCACUCGUCACAUAUCGUUUCCCCGUUCCCGAGUGGUACAAACUUUAAUGCAGAUAUUACAAUGAAAUGUCAGCAGCACACACAGCCCCUUUCAGCGCUCUUCCUCCGUUCCGUCUGUUCGUCUACUCCGUCGCCUUUUGCAUGAAUCGAGCCCCCCCGUCUCUUGUGGAUAUUACAAGUCUUUUUUGUCCCGAUUACAAAAUAAAAAAAAAAUAAAGUAAAAUUAAACCUUUUCACUAGUAGGAGAGGAGAAAGGGACAGGCUAAGCCUCUCCUGUGCAUGCAAGAACCGCAACAGCUCCGGCCAAGAACUUAACCGGGGCGGCCAUUUUGAACUCAAAAAACCUCAGCGUGUUGUGUUCGGACCGUGACUUCUCAAAUGUAGUUAGCCGAUAGUUUUUUUUCAAAAUUUUUCUUUAUAUAUCCGCUAGAGGGUAGCCAGCCCAUCCGCUGCUCCCGCCUGUCCGCCAUCAUCAGCCAUCAUGAGUAGCUUAGGUCACAAAUUAAAAUGGCUGCCCCAGCAGACGAAGAGGGUUUCUUUACUGUAUCUAUGCAGAUUUCAUUGUUUUUGGGGUGUUUUUUUUUGUUUUGUUUUUUACACACCACAGUGACAUGUGGUCCGUCCUGCCUUCAGCUUUAAUAUUGAAUUAUUUCAUAUAAAUAAAUAUAUAGAGAUUUAAAUUAAAAAUAUAUAUAUAUAUAUUAAAUCUAAGGAAACAAGCAAUUCAGUCUCAUGUCAGGGAUGUGUCAGAGAAUCGUCUGAUGUCUACCGUGGCAACUGAAUUAUUAUUAUUCGUUUUUUAUUUUUAUUUUUUUUAAGGGGACCUCUAGAUCUAGCUGGGGGGUAAGUUAACGUCCUCUUGUGUGUGGUAUAUGGAUUUUAUUUUUAUUUUUUUAAUAUGCAGAUCACAACCGAACUUGUUCCUCUCCUUACAAAGCCUUAUAUAUUUAUUUUUCUUUAUUUUUAUCAUUUUUAUUUAUUUUUUUAUUGUAAUUUUUUUUUGUUACCAGUGUCUUCUAUCGGGGGUGCUCGGCGCCGGCCGUGUUCCCUCCUUCUUUAGUAUAGGUUAAUUGGAGAACAGAGGUGAUGAAUGUGUAUUUACUAUGAUGUGUUUGGAGAACACAGAAGCAUGUUCAAAUAAGAGUGUCCAGUAGAGAAGCAAGUUUCAAAAUGGCCGCCCUCAGCAGCCAUAUUGUAUGAACGUCUCUGGUCCCAUUGUGUGUGUUGUGCCCUUGGAUCUCUGGGUGUCUUAAUUGGCUUUUUUCGUCUUUGGAUUUGCUGUAAAUGUUUUUUCUCCGUUAGCGGCCUUGAAAUUUGCAUGUUUGUUUCAUUUUAUUGAGCGUCUCUGGUCGCGAGGAUCAUCGAAAAUUGCAAUGAGUAUUAAGGAGGGGAUCGCGCAGAGAGGGAGCGGCAGAGCCCAGGGUGGGAGGAAGGGAGGGGUUCAGUGUUUCAUGACAAGAGCUGGGGUGUAUGUUGGGCUGUCUACCCAUGACAGUGUAUGGAGGAGUCAGCCACAAAAAUGUGACCCCCCAUCCAAAGCUUCUCUGGUGUCACAUAGACUUUAUGCAGUAUUGUCCAAGAAAAACAUGGAAUCCACUACUCCCAGUACAAAAUAAUUGCUCCCAAGAGACGAGAUACCAAAGUGCAAGAUAUUAAAAAAUGUUUGAAAUUGAGGUAAAAAUUCUUGACUUUAAGAUCAUUGCCAGGAAGAUUCGACUCCAAUAAGAUCAUCAAAAUGUCUUCAGAAAAAUGGCUGACCUUCUAAGAGAGUGAGACCAACCCUCUCCAAACCCAACUCUCCACAGUCUUGGUGAGCCGGGGGAGGGCGGAUACCAAGCACUCCCCCGGUGAAGACGACGUGUGGCACAUGAAGCCUUCCCGCUCCUCCCUCGCCAAUCAGAGGAGCCUGCGGUACAUCCUAAACUAGAAGACAAGGGUGUUCAAUUCUUCCGCUUCCUCUCCUCCCCUUUUACUCCCUUCCCUCCCGUAUGAAAAUUUUUUGAUGUUUAAAAACGUCUCAGUUGAAAAAAAAAUGUGAAUUGCAAAAAAAACAAAAAAAAAAACAAAAAAAAGUUGUUUUAAGGUUGAAAAAUAUACAAAAAAUGAAAAAAAUUCUGAAAAAAAACUGCUUGCAUGUUACAAAAAUGUGAAAAAAAAUUACAGCAGAAACCGUGAAAAAGAGAAGAAAAAAAUAAUCUGAAUUCUCGGUUUAAAAAAAAGUGUGUCGUCUUUAUUUGUUUUUGUUUGUUGUUUUUUUGUGUUUUUUUAUUGUGCUGCUGGAAAAAAGAACAAAAAAAAAAACCAUCAGAAAAAUCCCCUCACCCUAAUGUGUUUUUGUGAAGUAAACAGUCAUGUCUCUUUG
Molecule: messenger RNA, 5302 nt
Organism: Hyla sarda
Lineage: Eukaryota; Metazoa; Chordata; Amphibia; Anura; Hylidae
Gene: STX1B
Product: syntaxin 1B
Exons: 10
Coding region: 253-1119 (288 amino acids)
Biological process (GO): exocytic insertion of neurotransmitter receptor to postsynaptic membrane; intracellular protein transport; vesicle fusion
Cellular component (GO): plasma membrane; SNARE complex; endomembrane system
Molecular function (GO): SNAP receptor activity; SNARE binding
Source: RefSeq, a predicted model, not a curated record